AUGUUGCCUUGGUACAGGGAUGAUCUGGGUUCUGUGCUCGAGCUUGGUGUGGGGGCAACUUCAAAGAUUGAACGUUUUGCAGUAAUAGCUGACUCUGUAAAGGCUAGAAAGAUCGUCGUUGGUGAAGGCCAUGCAUCCAAAACGUACUUUGUCGUUGGAAAUGAAGAACGGGAUCUCUUGGAAGCUAAGUUUGAUGAUUUACUGAAGCGUGAGACUAAUGUUGUCACGACCGAAGCUGUCUCAGUUGCGACCUCCGAGAAACCAACGGAGGAAAGACGACCCAUGAGCGCCACUAAUCAUACGCGUGAAUUGAGUGAUGAUAUUGAAGGAGGAAAUAGUGAAGUUUUUGCGUGGAAAAACCAUUACAUAAUGGAGUAUGGAAAUCGCAUCUUCUACGUCUGCUCUGCUCUUUAUGGGAAUAAGACUGGGUUUAAGGUAGAAAGACUUAUUCGUAAAGGUGUGACAAUAUAUCUCCUAUUUCAAGAUGAAAACGCUGGGCCAUGCCGAGUAAGUGAAACGCAGGAAGGCGAAAAGGUUACAACAAGCUCGAUUUUGGAUGGAAACGACGGCAAAUUAAUGGUGAUGAUGACGUCGUCGCGCGGUGUGGUGAUGCGAAGGAGUAGAGAAGUAAGUGAGUGCACCAGAUCUGAACCAUCCUUUAAAGCUGUGCGGAAAGAGAGUUUAAGGGUAGACCCUCCGCAAUACAGGACUCUUAAAGUAGCUGGUGUGAACCUGUGGAAAGACUUCGAUAAAAGACCUGAAAAUCUGAUGAAUUUGGUAGAUUUAUUCCCCUUUACAAGCGAUGAUGGGGAUUCAGUGCGUACGACUGUCUUCUCGGACGGGACUUGCGUCACGUACAAUGCAGCUACUGCUGCAAAGUACGCGGGAAGGAAAAAGGUUGUAGCCACACCGACAGACUGUGACAUGAUGGGAUUAUUGGAGAACAUACAGCUGGCGAAGGAGCAGUUUAAUGCCAUGUAA
Trypanosoma grayi is the source of this 981-nucleotide messenger RNA. RefSeq lists its product as hypothetical. Lineage: Eukaryota; Euglenozoa; Kinetoplastea; Trypanosomatida; Trypanosomatidae. The coding region runs from base 1 to 981 and encodes 326 amino acids. The record is from RefSeq and is a predicted model, not a curated record. The transcript has a single exon.